Messenger RNA from Thalassophryne amazonica, 1919 nucleotides. Its product is annotated as low density lipoprotein receptor adapter protein 1-B-like. The transcript is spliced from 7 exons. Lineage: Eukaryota; Metazoa; Chordata; Actinopteri; Batrachoidiformes; Batrachoididae. The record is from RefSeq and is a predicted model, not a curated record. The annotation marks the transcript as partial.
UCCAGCUUCAGUGUACCAUCAUCUACACAAAGAGAAAACAGGCCCAGGCGGUAACUCUAACGGUGGCUCAGGCUUUCAGAGUGGCAUUUGAGUUCUGGCAGGCUUCCAAAGAAGAGAAGGAGAAGCGAGUGAAGUCUGGUUCUGACGGGGAAGCAGUCAGUAACUCCCAGUCGGAGAGCUUGGCCAGCCUGGGCAGCUUGAAGGGAGGAGAAGCAGCCACGGGGAAACUUCUGGAUUUGGCAGAGGGAGUCAAUAUGGCGCUGGUCCACUCAGGAACAAAAGAGACUGAAUCGGAUCCCUUUAUGGUGCAUAAUCACUCAACAGAGAACAACAAUACUGUAUGGGAGCUGGACGAUGGCCUGGACGAGGCGUUCUCAAGACUCGCCGAGGCUCGCACUAACCCCCAGGUCCUGGACAUUGGGGUGAACCCUCAAGACUUCAACACUGAAGAGUGCCUGUCCCCAGACAAAUGGGACGAAGCAGAGCUGGACUUCAGUGCACAUAAAGACACGCCUGAGUUCUAACAUGAAGCCAGCCACCAGCGAGGGACGGAGAAGACUGGAGGGUUGAAAUGUGGACAAACGGCAGAAUCCUGGGACCGGUUGGGUUUUGAACCAUCACCACCUUCUCCUCCCUGCUGCCAAGUCCUUCCAGUGGUGCAGCCUGGUGGCUAUUAUGUUCUGAAUCUGUCGACGCAGAGACGAUCAACAAGAGCGGGCUGCUCCCAGAACAGGCCAAAGCAAUGUCAUUGUGUUUGAGGGAAACCACAUGGUUGUUCCAGUGUGUUACUCCAUUAAUGUCUGUUUAACCACUCGCCGUCAUGUGUUAAUUCUGUGUGAGCAUCAACGUUUUCAGGUGUGUGUAUUUGUGUUUCAAGGCUUCAGCUAAACUGAGCAAAGAAAGAAAAAAGCUUUACAAAAAUUGUCUGUGCACUAAUGGAAGAAUGGAUGUAAAAAAUAAAAAUGUAACAAAAUAAUCUUUAUUUUUUUUCCCCCUAAUGCAAAAUCUAUUUUUGCACUCUGUUCUUCUUUAAAAGCACAGUUCUUGUGAUGGAAUUUGUCACUAACCACCGGUGGUUAUUAAUGCUGAUAUUCAGUGCCUCAAAUUACUUUUGGGACUUAUUAGUAGUUUGUUUUAUAACUUUAUAAUCCUUAAGGUGUAAUUGAGCUGGGAAUUUCACAUUUGGUUUAAUGUGUUUUUUGGGGGGGGGGCGGGGGGGCAGUUUGUUAUAGUACAUAAAUAUUAACCUUGUAUAAAUGUGUACUAGAUGAGCAUUCUUAUCGGGGUCUAAGAAAUUUCACGCCAUAAUAGUCUUUGUGGGGUAUAUGUGUACAUCAGGUUCUGUCAUGGUUAGUGGAAUAUUUUGUUGUUUUUUUUUUUUUUUUUUUCCCUAUUUCAAAAAGAUUUUACAACUCAAAAUUCACAUUGAAAUUCUGCUACUUUCAAUACAUUUUUGCAGAUCAUUUUUCCUUUGAAUUCAGUAUUUGAAGUUACGAAAGUUACACUUUAAGAUGCAUUUGACAAACAAUCACUUGUCAUUUUUACGCACUGGUAAAGCUAUUAAAACACUUGGUUUCGUUAAUUUAACGUGGGUUUCCGAGUAGUCAGAAAUCAGCUUCAGUGUUCUUCACAAUAAUAUGUUAUAAUAAUAUGUUAAUAUAUAUUAUUAAAAUAAUGUGACGGUUAUUGGUGUGUAUCCCAGCUGCAUAUAGAGUACUCAUCUCUGUUUUUGAAGUUUUUUUAUUUGGGGGGUGGGGGGAACGCUUCCACUGUUAAAUUAUAUUGUUACAAAAAAGCAUGUUUCUUUUCCCCACUUUGUUCCUAGUGGGGUUUAUUUCUGCCAUUUUGUUCAUGUAUUAAUUUAAUUCAUUAAUUUCAAUAAAUUUCAAUAAAAGCAGAAUUGAUUGUUUAUUCCUAAA